Molecule: messenger RNA, 1575 nt
Organism: Cicer arietinum (chickpea)
Lineage: Eukaryota; Viridiplantae; Streptophyta; Magnoliopsida; Fabales; Fabaceae
Product: eukaryotic translation initiation factor 2 subunit beta
Biological process (GO): translational initiation; formation of translation preinitiation complex
Cellular component (GO): eukaryotic translation initiation factor 2 complex
Molecular function (GO): mRNA binding; translation initiation factor binding; translation initiation factor activity
Source: RefSeq, a predicted model, not a curated record
AUAAUUCAUUUAAAGAACAGUCUUUCAAUAAACUAAAAUGAAUAUACAUUCAAAAAAUACAAAUACAAAACAUCUUUUCCAAAUAAACAAGAUCUUAUUUUACCAUAGCAUAUAAUAUCGAUGAAUGAUAAUACCUUAUUGAAUAAUAAUGUAAAAAUGUUUUACCUUUUAUUAGUUGAACUCUAAAUAAUAUUGGUAAUUUAUUUAUUUAAUUUUACCAUAAAAAAUGAGGGAGUAAUAUUUUUUUACCCCAAGACCCAAUUUAGGUUUUACUUUCUUCCUCUACCUCUUCCAGCGGCAUCUCCUCCGUCCAACACCACUCCUUCAAUCUCAGUCAUCCUUCGCCCAACAUACGCGACACAACUUUGACACUGCAAACAUGGCAGAUGAAUCGCAACAUGAUUUGAAGGAAGAGGUUGCAGAUAUUGCACCGUUUGAUCCUACUAAGAAGAAGAAAAAGAAGAAAAUUACAAUUGUUGAUCCUGUGGAUGAUGAAUCGGUGGACAAAUUGGCCGAGAAGACAGAAAAUCUGUCAGUUUCUGAUGGGAUUGAUACUUCAUUUUCGGGUUUGAAAAAGAAGAAGAAGAAGCCUGUUGAAAUCAGUAACUUAAAUGAUGAGAGUGGAGAUGUAAUUGAAGAUUUGGAAGAUCAUGCUGAAGAUGAAGAAGAAGAAGCACUUGCUUUGCAUCCUCGUUAUCCUUGGGAAGGGAGUGACCGUGAUUAUGAAUAUGAGGAGCUUCUUGGCAGGGUGUUUAACAUUCUACGUGAAAAUAAUCCAGAACUUGCUGGAGAUCGGCGAAGAACAGUUAUGAGGCCUCCUCAAGUUCUUCGUGAAGGCACAAAGAAAACUGUGUUUGUGAAUUUUAUGGAUCUAUGCAAAACGAUGCAUCGACAGCCAGACCAUGUUAUGGCUUUCUUGCUUGCUGAACUGGGUACUAGUGGCUCCCUAGAUGGACAGCAAAGAUUGGUUGUAAAGGGAAGAUUUGCACCAAAGAACUUCGAAGGAAUUCUGCGACGAUAUGUCAAUGAAUAUGUUAUUUGUCUUGGAUGCAAGAGUCCAGAUACAAUACUUUCCAAGGAGAACAGGCUCUUCUUUCUCCGGUGUGAGAAGUGUGGAUCAGGAAGAUCAGUUGCUCCAAUCAAAGCUGGUUUUGUUGCUCGUGUUGGCCGUAGGAAUGCAGGGACAUGAUUUGGCCCUACUUUUUAGCCUAUGUUUAGAAAUCCAGUGAUCUACUGCCUACACACAUUCAGUCUCUCCUUAUAAGUGUAGCACACAAGUUGACAGCAUUAUUCUUAACAAAUGCACAUUUAUUUGUGUCGAAACUCUGGAGGGAAUGAACCCUUACACUUCUAAUAUUGUUUGUUGUGGUAAUGCCUUCUUUAAUGGAUAACCAUUGUUAUCCUUUUUUGGGUGCAAAUACGAUUCUUUCAAUUAAACUGAUAGUUCAUACUAUUUGAGGUAUUUAGGCCAUUUAGAAAAUAAUUGAAACUGCACUAUUGGAGUGUUGGUUAAUGGUUUGUAAAGGAGUAUGUGAAUAUAACUACCAGUAAUCUUAUUCUUUCAGAUUUUUCGUA